ACGCUGCGGAAAUUAUGUGAACGACAAUUUUGUACACUCACAUCAGAGGGUAUAAUACAUUUGUUUAGCUCUAGCUUUAAAUAUAAAGAUUUUUGAAGAUUUCUAAAGUGUUCACUUGCUUGAUUUGCUAUGCUUUUAUAAACAUGAUAAUUUUUAAGAAGUUAAAUUGCGUAGAGAUAUAAUAUUUUUUAAUGAGAACUGUUGAAAUAUAUUAAUGAUAUGUUUCAUAAGUUCAUUAAAGAUAAGGAAAAUUAUAUUGAGAAAGUUUUCAUAGUAUUUUAAUGCCUAACUUAAGAUUUACUUAAACGCUAAUUUAGCGUGGAAAAGUUUGUAAUUCUGCUAAAGUAUUUCGACUUCGACUAGCUUUGUUUUUGGCAUACAAGUUACUUGCUGUUGGUGUCAAUGCACUUGGAACAAGCGGCCGACUUUUCUUUGGCCAGUGCCUGAGAUUGGACAAUUUUGCAGCGAUUAGUUGACCAUUUGACGCAAUUUCGCUCGUUGUCUCUGGCUGCAACGAACUCAUUACCAGUGACAAACUCACAUCCAGUUUGUUCAACUCCAGGCGGUUCGAGAUUGGGUUGUUACAUUAACAUUAUUAUGCAGCCAGCCGUGUGUGUGUGUGUGUGUAUGUGUGUAGUUUAUCUCGUUAUAUAUUUGUUUCUUUUGCGCUGGGAAAACUUGUUUCCCAGCUAACUGUGCCUGGAUUGGAGCUGGCUCGCAUUGUUGUUGCUAUCGUUGAUUGUGGAGACUUCCGAGAGCUUCCGUUUUAAGACUGGGAAAAUGGAAAAUGAUUGCUGUGUGUGGGGUAUAAAUGAAUUCGUUGUGCCCAGGCCGCCUUACUCAUUGUGCGAUCUUUGCAACGACAAGUGACGGCCACCGCUACGGACUACGGCAACGUAUAUGGACUAAUAAAAGUGACUAAGAAAUCAACAAAACCUGCCAUGUCGAAUGGGUCAAUAAUUUUGCUCUUGUGGGCCUUCUGCUCUAGCGUGGCUGCCACGCCCACGACAUCGAUACCGCAGCGCCGUGUACAGAUGCAGGAUGAUGUGCAGUUAUUGCAUCCGCACAUCAUAACAAUUGAACGCUUGGAGCAUUUGUUAAGGCGUGCUGGUGAAAUCUUUGGUCCGGUUGUCCAGCCCGAAGAUUCUGUAUCGGCUGGCAGCCAAGUGGACGCCCAGGUGGAUAUGCAGUCACAGCCACAUCAGUAUAUGCUGCCACCCACAGAUCAGCCGUACAACUUCUAUUUGCCGCUCUAUGAUUACGUGGAUCCCAAGCUGGAUGCCAAGAGCCGGCAUAUGGAGAAGAUAUCGCCACCGCCGCAGAGAUUGCAGCAGGAGCGAAAUUAUUACGCCGACAAGCCAAAGAAGACGCCGAAAAAGUUUAAUGCAGGCGCCAAGCACAUCAAUCUCAAGUGGCUCAAUACAUAUGAAAAGGCAAUGGGAGGUGUUGCACCGAAGGCCAUCUAUUUGGAACAGGAUGAGCGUAAUCGCAUUAAUUUCGAUGACUCCUUCUUUGCGGUUGACAUGCACGUAAAGACGCCCGACAAUCAGCUGCACAAGGAGCCAAACGCUGUGCCCGUCGAGCUGCUGCAGCACGGCGAACAGCUGGCUGAGGAUGACCUAAUGGCCGCGCCUGCUCAGCUCACAUACAACUUCAAACCAACUGCAAUUGUGGUGUAAUAUGUCUAGAGAACUGGAAAAACUAAACUGCGUCCAGGACAACUGUUAUUUAAUUGUAGGCGGUUACAAAAAUGCAAAAAUAUAUUUAUAUAAGUUUAUACACAGGGAUAAAUUCUG
Molecule: messenger RNA, 1796 nt
Organism: Drosophila montana
Lineage: Eukaryota; Metazoa; Arthropoda; Insecta; Diptera; Drosophilidae
Exons: 2
Coding region: 942-1679 (245 amino acids)
Source: RefSeq, a predicted model, not a curated record